UCGCUCAGCCAUACUACCACCUUGCCCACGAUGAACCGACUGUUGAUGAUAUUUGCCCUCGGACUGAGCAUCUGUAGUGUUCAGUCCUUCUUCCUUCAUCGUAGACCUCGCCCCUGGGCACCCAACCUGCCGUUUGGACACACGACUCUGGUUCAUGACUGGGUCCAGCUAGAAUACGACUGGCCCUCUGAGGCUGAGAAACAGAGAGCAAUAGCCAGCGGCAGAUACAUCCCAGAGAACAAUGUCUUCACUGGUAUAAAAGUCUACAAGGGUCGUAUUUUCGUCACCGUGCCGAGAUGGAGGCUCGGCGUCCCGGCAACGUUGAGCGAGGUGAUUGUCAAAAAUGGCCGCCCGGUUCUUAAACCUUUCCCCAGCUGGGAGAUGCAGAAUCUGAACAACUGUGCCGCCUUCCAGUAUGUGAUGAGUAUGGAAGUGGAUCCGAAGACGGGACUGAUGUACAUGGUGGACACUGGCCGCAUCAACACGUUUGCACCCCCGGGCACUGAGACACUCAACCUCUGCCCUCACCAGAUCUUCAUCUACGACCUUGAGCGGGACUGCUUCGUCCAGAACCACACCUUUCCCGAAUCCGUGGCCCGGGCCACGAGCACUUUCCUUAACGACGUUGUCAUUGACGACCAAGGAUAUGUGUUUGUCUCCGACGCUGGGGGCAAUGGCGGACUCGUGGUGUACGAUUCCAGAAGAGACCGUUCUCAUCGUCACGAGCAUCCCUCCAUGGACGUAGACACGGACCCGGCAGCCAGAACCUUCCCAACAAACACUGGUUACAGCAACGAGACCUAUUUCUUUGACGUUCCUAUGGACGGAAUCGCUAUGUCUUCAGAUUACAACUUCCUGUACUACUGCGUGCUCACAGGCUUCGACCUGUUCCAGCUGCCCACCAGCCUGGCCCGAGAUCCAAACGCUGACAUCGGCAACGCCGUGCGAAGCGUUGGCAGGAAGUUGGGUCAGAGUGGAGGAAUCACACACGGUGAGAACAACUUGUACUAUGGUGUCCUUCCCAGAAACGCCGUGUAUUACUGGCCGAAAACUGAUGACCAGCGACGCCAAGGUAGACCUGAGCACAGCGUUAGGAUGGAAACACAACUGGAACUAGUUCAGGACACCGAAACGCUUCAGUUCCAGGACACGUUUGGCUGGGACGACAGUGGCUUCCUCUGGCUGACCACAAACCGACUUCUUACCUUCCUGGACACGGAGGGCGGUGGUCUCGACUUUACAGGAAGGCGGGGUCCUAACUACCGAAUCUACCGCUUUUACGUGGGCGAACAGUCGUAUCUAAAACGUGGAGUUCCACUCCGGGAGCCCAGAGAAUAUAAAUGUAGCUUUAGAGUGAUCCUCAGAAAAGCCAGACUGGCUUGCAAAAACGAAAGCAUCUUAAGAAACAUCCAAUGUUUCUUCAGAGCUAAGAGAGAUCCAGCUAUAGUCUACAGCUGCUAACCGUCCGUUUGUAUUAUUUUAUGUCAUUCUCGUAAAAGUGCAAAUUCUAUUUUGUGUUAUACAGACAUAUAUAUUGCACUUUUUAUAAUUGUCUAUUUCAUUGAAGUCCCACGUACAUUGUACAAAUUUAUUUAUUUAUUUGGUGUUUAACGCCGUACUCAACAAUAUUUCACUUAUACGACGGCGGCCAGCAUUAUGGAGGGAGGAAACCGGGUCGAGCCCGGGGGAAACCAACGACCAUCAACAGACUGCUGACAGACCUUCCCACGUACGGCGGGAGAGGAAGCCAGCAUAUACGUGCAUUGUAAUAAACCCAUUGUUAAUAAUAUCAGAUCUUGUUAAUGAAAUCCCAGAUGUGUCUGUUUACAUGUUUGAUCGAAAGUUAUUUGCCUGUUAGUCUCAGAAUAAAUUUUUUUAUAAAACGCA
Messenger RNA from Liolophura sinensis, 1887 nucleotides. Its product is annotated as protein yellow-like. The record is from RefSeq and is a predicted model, not a curated record. The transcript has a single exon. Bases 31 to 1461 code for a protein of 476 amino acids. Lineage: Eukaryota; Metazoa; Mollusca; Polyplacophora; Chitonida; Chitonidae.